CUCCCGCCCGCCUUUGGAGGGGGGUUGGCUGAUGCAACGUGGCCACGCUUGCAAAGAGCCGAGCUCCUUCGCCUGCUCCGCAGGUGUCACAGCGAAGCGAAUGCGUCCGGGCGCACCUCGAGGUACCCUCUUGGAUGUUAAGAUCAGCAGAGGGAGGGUCCUCUUGGUAGUUCCACCACCCUUGGACUUUUGGAGAGUUGUGGCCCAGGAGAGGGCACACUCUGUGGCAACUCCAUAAGCUGUGGGAUUCCCUCCCCACAGAAGUUGCUGCGCUAUGGAGAUUUAAUUUGUGAACUUAACAAGCCAAGUGCUGAGAGGACAGAAAAUGACAGUGGUCAUGCUGCUAUAAACUGUGGUUUGCCUGUUGUAUGCUUGGAUGAGGACACAAGAAACUUCCACUGCAUUGGCUCUCCAAGAUCUUGGUCAGAGGGAAAUAUUUCCUCAGCCGUUUUAAUGGAGAGCGUUUCAGCUGGAAAUACUGUGGACUGAACCUGGGACUUUUUUCUGUUCAAAGCAUGAGGCUUGAAUCCCUUUGUUUUGGAGAGGGGACAACAAGUGUGUGUGUGUGUAUGUGUGUGUGUGCAUCUCACUGCACAUGUAGUUCAUUGAGCCUAUUGGACAUUGCGUCUUCCCACUUACAUGUAUGCGUGUCUUUGUAUGUAUUUAUAAAAAUGUGCCCAAACUCAGUGAAUUGGCUGUAAUUGAGAGGAGGCACAUAACACAAGGGCUGCUUGACACAUAACUGAGAACCUCUGUUUGUAUCAGUGACUUGUCUCUCUCUGUGUGUGUAAACUGAUGGAGUGACACAUACAAGCUUAAUUCACGUUUAACUGUGAGCUUAGUUCACUUUUAACGCUAUAAAGAAUUGUGUAAGCAUGUGCACCAGUGGCUGCACAACAGUGUAAGGGCUGAAGCUCUGUGUCUGCGUGUGCAGGCAUGCUCUAAUGUGUCAGGUAGUUGACUCAUAUGAAUGCACACAUCUGAGAGAUUUUUGUUAAUGUGCAAGGAGUGUAUACACAUGCCGUGGUUCCAUUUCCCCAGCACUGUAGCUCACGUGGGCAUGUGCUAGUGCAGGCAGUUGUAGAAGUAAGUUUUUUUGUGUGCACAUCUGAGUUGCACACACAGAUGUGCAUAGACAAGUGCACAGGUGUGUGAAUGUGCAAGGGCCAUAGGAUCUAGCAGUGUGCAUCAUUUGUGUGUGUGUGUGUGUGGCACGUCCCUCCAUCGAUGGAGAAGUCCAAAGUGGACCUAGAAUCCGCAGCAAACCCUGAAGGCGAAUUCAAUCAAGAUCUGCUCCCCGAUGAACUCAAUGCCCGGCCUGCGUGGGGAUCAAAGGCUCAGUACAUCCUAGCCCAGGUUGGCUUUUCAGUUGGGCUAGGCAAUGUCUGGCGCUUCCCUUACCUUUGCCAUCAAAAUGGGGGAGGUGCUUUCUUGCUGCUGUACCUGCUGCUUCUCUUUGUCAUUGGGAUCCCCCUGUUUUUCCUGGAACUGGCAGCUGGACAGAUUAUCCGACAGGGGAGCAUUGGAGUCUGGAAGUACAUCAGCCCACGCCUGGCUGGCAUUGGCUUUGCGAGCUGUGUGGUUUGUUCCUUUGUUGCCUUGUAUUAUAAUGUCAUAAUUGCGUGGAGUCUUUUCUACCUGGGUAACUCCUUCCAGUUUCCCUUACCCUGGAAUAACUGCCCAGAAACAUCCAAUCAAACUGCUCCAGAAACAGAGUGUGAUGACAGUUCUCCAACUGUCUACUUCUGGUACCGCAAGGCCUUGCAUGUGACCAGCUCCAUCGAGGAGAGUGGAGGGCUUGACCCCGCUCUGACCGGCUGCCUCUUUGCUGCUUGGGCUCUUGUGUGUUUGGCUAUGAUCAAAGGCAUCAAAUCCUCUGGCAAGGUUCUGUAUUUCAGCUCUCUCUUCCCUUAUGUGGUCCUCUUGUGCUUCCUUGUACGAGCAUUGCUGCUAGAAGGAGCAGUUGAUGGGAUCAGAAUCAUGUUCACGCCCAAGCUGUCCAUCUGGGGAGAUAUGCAGGUCUGGCGCCAGGCAGCCACCCAGGUCUUCUUUGCCUUGGGGUUGGGCUUUGGCACCAUCAUUGCCUAUUCCAGCUACAACCCGCGCCACAACAACUGCCACAUCGACGGGCUGCUUGUGUCUGGGAUCAACUUCCUUACCUCAGUACUGGCCACGCUUGUGGUGUUUGCCGUGCUGGGCUUCCGCGCCAACAUCAUCACGCAGGACUGUGUGGAGAGGAAUACAAACAUCCUGUCUCAUCUGGUGCUGAAUGGCUCCCUCCCUGCUGUGCUACUCCAGCAGGGAAACUUCUCCGACCUCUCUGCUGCUGAGUACAGCACUUGGUAUCGGGGACUCCAGAACGACACCGCAGAGAAGUUGCUGCAGAACUGGGAGAUCAGAGACUGCCGUGCAGAGGAUGAGAUGAAUAAGGGUGUGGAGGGCACAGGACUGGCUUUCAUCGCCUUCACGGAGGCCAUGACCCUGUUUCCAACAGCCCCAUUCUGGUCUGUGCUAUUCUUUUUCAUGCUGCUGAACUUGGGGCUGAGCACCAUGCUGGGAAACAUGCAAGGGAUCAUCACCCCCUUGCUGGACAACUUCCACAGCCUACGCCGUCGGCGGACCCUCUUCACAGUGCUAUGUUGUAUUGUUGGAUUCCUGCUGGGCCUGGUUUUCAUGCAGCGCUCAGGCAACUAUUUUGUGAUGAUGUUUGACGACUAUUCGGCCACCCUGCCCCUGCUUAUUGUUGUAGCUUUUGAAGCUUUUGCCGUGGCUUGGAUCUAUGGAGCUGACAGGUUCUCAAGUGACAUUGAAGCCAUGCUGGGCUGGCGGCCUUGGAGGAUAUAUGGCUACAUGUGGCGCUUUGUUAGCCUAGCAUCAAUCUUGUGCCUGCUGCUAGCAAGUUUGGUACGCAUGUUUUUGAAGCGGCCCACCUAUCAAGCUUGGAAUAGAGAAAAGGCAAAGGAGCAGCAGCUGGAGUAUCCACCUUGGGCCCUGGGCCUCCUUGUAAGCCUUAUUGUUGCGGCUGCUCUUCCCAUCCCGGCCAUGUUUUUUCGACAACUCUUGAGAGAGUGGUUUGCCCAGCGUGACAACCGGCCUGGUAUGGUGAUGGCACCUGUACCCACGGAGGAUAAAGAUGAGGUGGCAGAAGAAGAGAGCUCCCCCGCUGAAUGUGAUCGCCAAGGCAAUGGGUACCUGCUUGUCCAGGCAGAAGACAGGCAGGACUGACAGAGGGGCACUUCCAACUGGAAUGUACCGCAUGGAGAUGUGACCUGCCGCACCUCCUUGAUCUUCCUGACCAUUGCUGUGUUUUCCAGCCUCUGAAGGUCUGAAGACUGGGGACCAUGCUUGUUUAGAGACACACCCACACCAGUACUGCAGCUUAAAAAAUGGAUGUGUGUGUCAAAUUGACUUGAGGCAGGAUGCCAAAACAGUGGAGGUUGCUACACAGCUGUUCCCAAUGCCACCUUCACACCCAUUACAGUGAAGGAGGUGAAAAUCUUAUAGGUAAAUGAAAGAGGACCUCAAAAAUUGUAGAAGUGAUGUGAAAGCAUCAAAACUGUUGAAUCUUAUUGCUUUUAUUUUUUAAAAACCCUUGGUGGAUCAACUUGUGGUUUGCACUACUGCCAUGGAGUGCCAUUUCCCUUUCCUAGAGUAGUGAAGUCCCAUUGUAGUGCCUCCAUUAAAAGGAUGGACCAGGAGAUUUGAGAUCUAAGAGCUGAAGUUAUUUGAUUUUGGAGGGCCAUGCACUCCCGAGAGGCAGGGAUGUGAGAACUGUUGGGAUUAGAGAAGGAAAGUAAGGCUUGAGAUCUGUAAGGGAUUGACUUGUUAAAGAUCCACUGCCUCCCCUUCAAGAGCCAGUGUGGUGCAAUGGUUAGAGUGCUGGCCUAUGACCUGGGAGACCAGGGUUCGAAUCCCCACACAAACAUGAAGCUCACUGGGUGACCUUGGGCCAGUCACUGCCUCUCAGCCUCAGAGGAAGGCAAUGGCAAACCUCCUCUGAAUACUGCUUACCAUGAAAACCCUAUUCAUAGGGUUGCCAUAAGUCGGAAACAACUUGAAGGCAAUCCGUCCAUCUGUCACCUCUCUUUCAUUCAUCCGUUCCUACUCUUGUUCCUACUCUUGUCUCUUUCCUUCCUCUCCUUCUGUUGUUUCCCCCACUGUCUAUUACAGAUUGUUAGCUUCUUGAGGGGCAAGGACCUAUUUAUCUUUGCUGAUGAAUCUUUAAGAAUGUGUUAAUCAUCCUGAUCUGGAGAUUGUGCAAGUUCAGCAGUUACUGGCAGGAAGACACUCCUCCUAGUGCCAAUUUCUUCACAACAGAAGAGUCUGCCACAGCAUAAAAGAAGUAAGACUUUGCUUGAAGCUACAGGACAUUAAAGUCAGUAUUUCCCACAACCUGACAAAGUAAUGCUGUGAAAGACUUUGGUUGAUCAUGCAGAUUGGCACAAGACCCGGGACUUCAGAAAAACUCCACCUCUUGGCUGUUAUACUGUUGUAAGAAACACAGGGGCUUAAAAAUGUCAAAUUUUCUUUAUUAUGAGUGUGAGAAUAGAUCAUGCCAAGUAAUUUAUCAACUAUAGUUGGAUUUUUUUAAACUCAAAAGUUUAAAAAAGUAGCAGUCAGUAGACUGUUUUUAAAAUGUUCUCCAUGAGGAAUUGCUAGACGAUGUCAAUGGUUCAGUAAAUUAACUGUACAAGGGAGUUACAUUUUGUUUCUGCAACUUCUCUGUUAAUGCCUGUUAAAGCAAAGCAAGGAACCAGUCCUCACUGUUGGGGUGGUGGGUUGAGUUUAAGAGAUGAGGGGAGCACAAUUUGUGGCCUGGCAGUGAGUUAUACACAGGAGCACAACAACAGCUUGAUCAAAGAGAAUGGUUUUUCCCCUUUUCAAUAAAGCUACAGUAUUUAGUAGAAACAAG
This is a messenger RNA of Rhineura floridana, 4912 nucleotides long. RefSeq names its product sodium-dependent neutral amino acid transporter B(0)AT2-like. Gene Ontology annotation, cellular component: membrane. Gene Ontology annotation, biological process: sodium ion transmembrane transport. The transcript has 15 exons. Lineage: Eukaryota; Metazoa; Chordata; Lepidosauria; Squamata; Rhineuridae. Bases 1228 to 3225 code for a protein of 665 amino acids. The record is from RefSeq and is a predicted model, not a curated record.